ACUAGUCUGCGCCUACGGCCGUCAGAGAUCGAGGCUACCGUACGACCCCAUGUAUUUACGUUGGUAUAGAUGGCCUGAUACGGGCGAUGGGAGGCAGCAUGAGAGCUGAGAUGCACAUUUAUGUAAUCCCGCAGCACUAGCUAACUUCGUCUACUGGCGCUCUUCACGCAGCAGCCGCCUGUCACUGCUAUGUUCAGCCCUUCUCCCAUUGUACCAAAUCUCGAGCUGCAGCCGAAGUUCACGCUGUGUGCUUGUCGCCCUGCCCUGGAUCCCUGUCGCCGCCACGCACUCUCCAGCUCGCUCGCCGUCACCAGCACUGGGGUCGGAGCUACCGCAGUGAAGGGCUAAGUAGUCUGCCUGGCCUAAGUUAGCCUCUCGCGUCGAUCUACUGCUGCUGCUGCUGCUGUUGUCAUACGAACCACACGCCUGACCCUCUCCGCUCCCCGUCCACCGCCUCCGCCCUCCGCCCUCCGCCACCGAUCCAGGCGCGGCCGCGACUAUGUGCAUUGCUUGGCCCCGCUGACCGCGACGCACGAGAGACGCUGCGGGCGAACAGAAGGGCGUUUGCGGGGAUCCGGGAACGUGGAGCACAGCGCGACGUCAAGCGAGCCGUCGUGAACUGCACAUGUGAAACAAUGCAGCGCCAUGAGGCCACCUCCCACCACCAGCCGCCGCCGCCUCCACCACCGCCCUCCGCCAACGCGAAGCAGACGCUGCCGCCGCCGCAGCAGCAACACCACCAACCGAAAGCUCUCCGCUUCGUCACCAACUACGGAGCACCUCAUCCCAAACGACGGCGCAUAGGAGCAGCCUGUCUAACAUGUCGAAAACGAAAGACUGCCUGCUCGGGCGAGCGACCCACGUGUGAGACGUGCAAGCAGAAUAAGCUGGAAUGUGCCGGUUACUCCGAGAGCACGGCGACGCCAGCGCACAAUCGAAGCAACUCGGAAACGAACACCAGGCGGCCAUCGCAACAGAAUACUGCGAGCAAGGGCCAAGGAAGUGCACAGUCUCAACCCAAGGUCGCACGGACGCCAGAUGAGAAACCUCCGCUGCAGGAGCAAGCUCCCAACGACCUGAGUCGGACUCUGUCCGGUGGGCAGUCACCUCACACUUCCAGUGAGAAGAAGCCGCCGUCGUCCGACGACCUCCAGAGAAGCGAAAAUGCCAAGGCUUCGUUGCUUUCCACGCCUCGAAGUCGCGUUCCCAUGAUGCCGUAUUUCCGCUGGCUUGGCCCUACUGCGAUCAUGCCAGGAUUCAAGCAAAUGGUCGUCAAGUUGAAGAGAAGCGACACCAAUGAUGGCAUGCGAACGUCGACGGACGGCGGCGUGCGAUCACCAUCUUUGAAUGACCCACGCUCCAGUGAGAGGAAUACGACUUCCAUAUACUCCGCGACCCCUGCUGCGGUAGAGUCGGAUGCCCGAACACCGUUGACACUACCAUUUUACGACACUUCGCCGAUGCCUCCGAGUGAGCUCAUCACGCAUCUUGUGAAUACUUUCUUCACUCACUUGGGGUGCAACUAUCCCUUUCUCCAACGGGACCGGUUCAUCAAAGACCUUGAGGAGAAGCAAGUGGACCCUGUUCUCGUCGAUGCUGUGUGCGCAUUAGCUGCGCGUUUCUCUACGCACUCGUUGUUGACUCAAUCCCAACCAGAUGGUGAGAAGACUGGUCCUGCAGAAUAUGGUCAUGCUUUCGCACAGCGUGCGAAGGCUGCACUGACAGAUACAUUCCCCUGUCCAAGCGUUGCAGCAGCCCAAGCAGCACUUCUUCUUGCUUAUAACGAGUUCGGAGAGCAACGUGAUAGCGGCCUUUGGAUGUAUUUGGGAAUUUCAAUUCGCCUGGCCCAGGAUCUAGGUUUGCACAAGUUAGAAGGCCUGAAGUAUGUGGGUAGAGAUGGACCGACCCCUCGGAUGGUGAAGUCUGAGCAGCGAAACUCGAAAUCUGCGGCGACACCGGCGACCAGCGGACCCGUCAGAACUCCGUCAACCAACGAAUCGAUUCAAUCCCCAGAGGAGCGCCGAAAUAGGGAAGAUGCGCGAUCUGUGGAGCAAGAACGUGUCGACACCUUCUGGGCGAUCUUCUUCCUCGACCGCGUGGUUUCAUCAGGAACCGGGCGACGCAGCACACUGCGGGACAAGGAUAUCGAGAUCUCGCUGCCUUCCUUAACGCAGACUCACGACCGGUCGGACUGGCCAGCACCAUUUCCUGCAUUGAUUAGGAUUGUACAUUUGUAUGGUCGUGUGGCAGACCUACUCAACAGUAUAAAGGAACCAUCAGACAUCACGGCAGAGACACCAAAACGCCUAGCGGCAAUGGAGAGCCAAGUCACCAACUUCUACCAGAACUUAUCGCCACGGCUGCACUUCGAUGCAGUCAAUUUUCAGCAUUACAUGAAAGCUGGCGAAGGCACCAACUUCGUCCUUCUCCACUUUUGGUUCCAUGCUUUGAUCGUAAUUCUGCACCAGCCUACACUCUUGAAAACAUUCGCUGGUCGAAUGUUGCAACUAUUUCCAAACUCACAACAAUUGAGCAUGAGCAGUGCUAAGACCAUCGCCGACAUCUUGAGCUAUUCGCAACUCAUGGAUGCCAAAGCGUCAUUGGGAAACCCUUUCACGUCGCAGCCGAUCUAUAUCGCUGCAUGUGCAUUCUUGAGAGAAACCGUGGAGCAGACGGCGACGAGCAACGCGCAAAGCCGAUCGAACAGUCCCAACCGAGCCUCUGGCAAGACAAGUAAUUCCGACAGCGCUUCUUCCUCGAAUGGGACACCUCACGAUGCUUCAAGGAAGGCCUCAAUAGCAAGUAUCACCGCAGCCUCAGACACUUUGGAACGAAAACAGCCCGCCGGAACUGCAGCCGAGAGGUCGCAGCUCGCUAAGCAUACGUUGCUAGCCACGGCAGCAUCGCAACAUUACCAGCUGUGCUACAAAGCGCUACAAUCAAUAGAGACGUAUUGGUCUGGCGCCAAAUACAUCCUCACGGUUCUCGACCAGAAAUUCGAAGGGGUCGGCGAUCCUUUGCUGUACACUGUUGAAGAAGGCGAGUCAUCCAUGGAGCAGCCGCGUCCAGAGCCGGAUUUUACCUCGCCAGGUUGGAGGCGAAAGCUCAGCUGGGGGCCCUACAUAGCUAAUCCUGCAUUGCAAUCGCCGUUCUGGCCGCCAAGCGGUUUCACGCCCAAAGUGCCUGGGAGUCCGCGGGACGGUGUGGAUCCCAGUAAAGCAAUUGGUUGGACUUUUUCUGGUGACAUGAACUCCAACUCGACCAAUCUCGCUUGGCAUUUUGCAAGCGACGGAAACCCGAGCUCUAACAUCGAUACAAGAUUAAACUCAUUGUCGUCCUCGGCGUACGACUCAACGACAGUUGGGAAGGCACAGCAUACUUCCGCAAGUACCCAAGCGAGAGGACCAUCUGGACUUUCGAGAAUCUCGCAGGAUAGUGUUCCGAGACAGGUGGCGCAAGCAAAGUUCAGCAACGUCUCCAAUUCUGAUGCGGAGAAUUUACUUGCGCUGAGUUCUCCUUACAACCAACAUCACAGCCAAGCGACUCCGCCUGCGCCUAUGUCGGCCAGCUUCCAGCAGCAUGGCACCGCCAUGUCCUCGAUGCCAGCGCCAAGUAGCAGCGCGACUCAGCAGCCAAUGAACGGACAAUCAACACAAACACCCUUCAUGAUGCCUGGGACUUACGACUUCUCCAUGAAUUUUAUGCCUGGAAAUAUGAUGAUCGAGACGCAGGAUGUGGAUAUGAACAUGCUGGGUCUUGAGGCUAUGCCUUGGUUUGAUGCUUAUCCUCCCCCGGAUAUGCUGCAUCUGUUCGACCCCAACCAGCAGGCUACGGAUGGCGCAGGAAAUCAUGCUGCAGGACACGGGCGGGGAUAAUGGGGCGGCGGAUCGUGACGUGCGAUUCGUCUCAUGUGGGCUUGCGACUGUGGUAACGAGCUCAGACUCUAAUGCAGUCAAAACGCCCUGUAUACAUAUAUUUCUACAUACCUCACGGUGACCGCUUAUACGCGGCGAUUUAAUACACAGUAGCAUGAGAUGGCGGGCCGAAUCUUCGGAGCCGACCAU
This is a messenger RNA of Cercospora beticola, 4064 nucleotides long. RefSeq lists its product as uncharacterized. Lineage: Eukaryota; Fungi; Ascomycota; Dothideomycetes; Mycosphaerellales; Mycosphaerellaceae. Gene Ontology annotation, biological process: DNA-templated transcription; regulation of DNA-templated transcription. Gene Ontology annotation, molecular function: DNA-binding transcription factor activity, RNA polymerase II-specific; zinc ion binding; DNA binding. The record is from RefSeq and is a predicted model, not a curated record.